Prosopis cineraria is the source of this 2052-nucleotide messenger RNA. Its product is annotated as protochlorophyllide-dependent translocon component 52, chloroplastic. The record is from RefSeq and is a predicted model, not a curated record. The transcript is spliced from 7 exons. The coding region runs from base 112 to 1719 and encodes 535 amino acids. NCBI's taxonomy places the organism in Eukaryota, Viridiplantae, Streptophyta, Magnoliopsida, Fabales, Fabaceae. Gene Ontology annotation, molecular function: 2 iron, 2 sulfur cluster binding; chlorophyllide a oxygenase activity.
GUUCCUUAUGUACAUAUUCGCCUAGAUUCCUUCUAGUUUCAGCUUGGAGUGCUGUAAACUGCUUCUCUCCUAUCUUCGUCCCUCGGUUGAGCUUCCAGUCUGUUUGCUAAGAUGGAAUCUUUGCCGGCUUUCUCUGUUCCCUCACUUCACAUUUCAACUGCAACUGCACCUGGUGUGAUCUCGUCCGUCAGAAAACCUAUGUUCUUCAACGUCCAACUCAACCCAGCACUCUCUUUACCUGACAGGAAGAAAUUAAAAUCCAGGCUUUUUACUGCUUUAUCCCCUACUGUCUCAACAGAACUCAGCACCGACCCGCCUGUGGAUGACCCGGAAAUUGAAGGCUCAACCCAGAAAUUCGAUUGGUAUUCACAGUGGUACCCUGUAAUGCCGGUGUGUGACCUUGACAAGAGGGCACCGCAUGCCAAGAAGGUGAUGGGUAUCGAUGUGGUCGUGUGGUGGGAUCGAAAUGAGGGUGCCUGGAAGGUGUUUGACGAUACAUGUCCUCAUAGACUGGCUCCUUUGUCUGAAGGGCGGAUUGAUCAAUGGGGGAGGUUGCAAUGUGUUUACCAUGGCUGGUGUUUUGAUGGCUCUGGGGAUUGCAAGCUCAUUCCUCAGGCACCUCGUGAUGGUCCUCCGAUUCACACCUUCAAAAAAGCAUGCGUAGCUGCUUAUCCAAGCACCGUGCAGAAUGAUAUCUUAUGGUUUUGGCCAAACACGGAUCCUCAAUACGAAGAUAUUCUUUCAAGAAAGAGGCCUCCAUACAUUCCAGAACUGGAUGAUCCAUCUUUCACUAGAUUAAUGGGAAACAGAGAUAUUUCUUACGGGUACGAGGUACUGAUAGAGAAUCUUAUGGAUCCAGCCCAUGUUCCAUAUGCGCAUUAUGGGUUAAUGCGAACUCAGCAACCAAAAGAGAAGACUGAUAGAGAAGGGGGCAGACCACUUGAAAUGUCAAUAGAGACGCUAGACAUCAAUGGUUUCACAGGAGAUCAGACUUGGAGCAAAGCCAAAUUUAUGGCACCAUCUAUUUUUUAUGCUUAUACUAACCCAGAUCAGCCUAACGUCUCUGCGUCAUCAGCUGAUGCUAAGAAAUCAUCAAGUCAAAGGAAGUUGGCUUUGAUUUUUGUUUGUAUUCCAGUUAGUCCAGGUAAAAGCAGAUUGAUAUGGACCUUUCCGAGAAACUUUGGACUGUGGAUUGACAAAAUUGUGCCAAGAUGGAUAUUUCAUGUUGGACAAAACCUGAUUCUGGAUUCUGAUUUAUAUCUUCUUCAUGUUCAGGAACAUAAAAUAAUGGAUAUCGGACCUUCCAAUUGGCAGAGAGCCUGCUUUGUGCCAACAAAAUCAGAUGCCUUUGUGAUUGGUUUCAGGAAGUGGUUGAAAAAGUACUCAGGUGGUCAAGUUGACUGGAGAGGAAAAUAUAGCGGGUUUCUUCCUCCAACUCCUCCGAGAGAACAGCUAAUGGAUAGGUACUGGACUCACGUGGUAAACUGCAAGAGCUGCGAAUUAGCUUAUAAGAGUUUGAAUGUGGUGGAAGUGGUGCUGCCGAUAAUAUCAGUUGCUUCAGUGGGGAUUGUGGCGGCAAUGAAGGAGGGUACGUUAUCAGUCGCCGCAAGAAAUUCCCUGGUUGUGAUGGCAGUACUGUCAUUUGCAGUGUCAAGAUGGUUAGGUCACUUCAUCUACAAGAAUUUCCGUUAUCAUGACUAUAAUCAUGCCUUCCGCUGAAAAGGGCGUUUCCGGUAACAAAAACAAUUUGCAGAACUCCUAAUACUUCUUAUGCCCAUUGUACAGAAAAGCCUUUGUGGGGAAGAACAUUUAGAUAGCGUUGCAUAUGGCAACAAGUAAUUAAAUGCAUCGGCCACUUGUUUGCUUGAAUAUAACACUGGUAGUACCCGGAUAAGCCAUGGCAAAAUCAGUGAUGCUUGUGUUUGGAAAUGUUAUAUAGGCAGGAGGAGGAGGAAAAGGAGUUCAUGCCUGUACAGUGAAAAGUGAUAAUGUUUGCUUCUGCAUUGCUAAGUAAUGAAACAACGUCACGUAAUCAUGCGUGUUUUGUGGAAA